UUUGCAUUCUAAUUAUUUUAAAAUUUAGAACAACAAUAAAUUUUACACUAAAGAGAGUGAAAGAAAAAACAAAGCAAUAAGAACAAAUGUAAAGUUUUCCUUGACUUCUAAUGACUUCAUGAAUAUAUUCAUACAGUUUUCUAAGGAACAUAAAGAAAUGCCAUUGUUAACUACGGGGAUUUUUUGGUUUCAAACUGUUAUUUUUUUUUAAAAAAAAUUAAAACAAUAUUAUACCUAUUUUUAGCUAAUAUUUCAUAUUUUGUCCUUCGUACCACAAAAAAUGGCAGGAAAUUAAAAUUAAACAAUGUGCUUGGAGGGUUCUCUUGAAACCACAAAAAAAGGGUCAUGAAGGCCACAAUUUGCUUACACUAACUAAAACACUGAAACUGCUGAGGGGGAUUGGGAAGAGGACCUGACUAUUAAAGAAAGUAUGACAGAAACAGCAUUUCCUCACACUUUUCAGACCCUUAUUAUGAAGCUCAGAUAGUAUUUGUUAGCUCUUUUUUCCUGACCUUUGAUCUAAAAUCAAGUAUAUGCCUGCUUCCUUUUAAAAACAAAAUUUAUAGACAGGCUAUGCUGUAUGCCUGGACUGAUUUUUUUUUACUGCUAGUGGCAAUCACCAUCCCCAUUAAAAAAUGAAGAAGUCUACCUUUCUAACCUUAGCUCUUUGUAUCCAAUACAAACGUGUUUUAUUGCAAACUCUAGAUUACUCCACCCUCACCUUGCAAUUUAAUGUCAUAAAACUGCACAGAUCUUAUUCAAAAGUUGUUUUGAUUGGUUGCAAGUCUCUAACUCAUAGAUGAACACAUAGUCAAUCUUUUGCUAAAGGUGUCCUGCACUUUAUUUUAAACUUCCUCCCUGCUAAUUGGGUACAAAGGUUGCAGCCAAGUGCAGAAAUAUUGCAAGUUUCCUCUCGUCUUUUUCAAUCACAGGAAAAUACCAGUAUGCAAGUAUGAUAUUCUGAAGAAAAAUUAAGAAGGUAUGAUAUAUACAAAUAAAUCAUGGUACAAUUGUGUGCUACUAAAGUUUGCUUUGUAAUCCAAGAGGGUAGAAUGUACUGUCUGGUUCUGAUUUUUUAUGAAAUUCAGAAAAGAUACUGAACGAUUUAUGUUUUGUGAGAAGUCGUAUUUAACUCUACUGUUACCUUGAAGCUGUACUUUGUUUUUAAACCACCUAAAACGUAACAAAGAUUGCUUUGGCAAUAAAUAGGAAACCUUGAGAAAUAGCAUAUACUUGAUUUUUUUUUUAUAAAAAAAAUAUGGCUGAAGAUAAGAUUGAGAGAUGCUUUCACCACGAAACUUUACGCAACCUUGGUUUUGUUUCUCAGGCUACUGCACUGUAUAAAAUAAACAUCUUAUUAACUGUAUUUUUUAUCAAUCCUUGAGAGAUUUAUGCAGUUUUCUUUAUAAAGAAUGGUCACAUAAAUUGCAUCACGACAAUGAGAGAUGACUCUCUGCUUUGUGCUGCCCUUUAAAGUGGAACCAUUUUAGAGCUCAGUUGGGAGCAAGGAGCAAUGCUCUUAAAUUACUGAAGUUGCAUUUGGAGAACAUUUGUUAUUUUUGUACUUUAUAAAAAUCUACAACAAUAUUAAUUAGCUGAAGCAAUGCAUUUUUAUGAAGUGUUGUACUUUUAGCAAGCAGACUUGGCAUGUAACCUCUGAAUUCUUAAAAAUAAUAAUUGCUGUUUGGUUUGCCAGCUAGAGAUGCUUUAGAGACAAAAUCAUAUCUGCUUUGAAACAUAGAGGGAGCACAUUUCACAGGCUUUCUCCUACCUAGUCACAUUUUCUAUAAGAAAAAAACACUUUGAAAUUGGGAAGAUGACUUAGAAAGUUCUACAAUAUUGAGACAUAAAGGCCAGGAUUCUGCCUCCUAUAUAUGCAUUCUGCAUCGGGUUGAUUUGUCAAUCACCUUUGCAAAAAUUUCCAUGUAUCAUUAUUCCAAACAAAAAGCAGAAUUUGGGAAUAUGGGAGUAUGAAAGAUUACUGUGUGCAUCUCUCCGUGUAGGUAUUUGGGUAUGUGCGUGUUUUUGCCUACAUCAUGCACAGUAAACAAUAUUUCAUAAAGUCAGAAUAAAAGUUUCUUCCAUACAUAGGUCAUCAGAUGGUUGAAUGGAUGAUUUAAGGAUGAAAACAAUAUUACUUCAAUUUUAAUGUUUUAAUUCAACUCCAAGAAUUCUAUUCAUUUAUUUUGCUCUGCAAUUGACUUUCAUACAUGUUAUUGGCACAAAUCAUGACCCAAAGAAUAAAUAGUAGCUCCUUAGUUUCCUAUGUUAAAUCUUCAGUUCUUGUUACUAUUUGAAUUAUAUCAAAAAUUAACAGGUUUUGAACAUGAAGCUUGUUUGGCUGCUAAUAUUGGUUGCAGUUCUCUUUCUUCAUCCUGUCAGUACUGAAUGCAGUGAUACUGCUCAAACCGUAAACUGUCAGGAAGUGGCAAAAAUCCAUUCUUCUGUUCCUUCUAACCUAAACAAAGACAUUUCUGUGUUAUAUCUUAGUUGUAACCAUAUUACUUUAGACAAGAAUGACACAGUAAUACUUUGCCAGUACAAUAAUCUCUUAGAACUGUAUUUGAACAACAAUUCUAUUGUUGUUGUUUCUAAUUUCAGCUUUGAAAAACUUUUACAGUUAAAAAUUCUUGAUAUCAGUAAUAAUUAUAUCAAAACAAUUGAAAAAGCAGCAUUUGCUGGUUUGAAUGAAUUGCAGAUUCUGAAUCUACAAAAUAACAAAAUUACAAAAUUAAAUUCUGAUGUAUUUGCAAGGCUAAACAAGUUGAAAGUCCUAAACUUACAAAACAAUUUUCUUAAAGAUUUUGAUGCUGAGGUAACAUUUAAUUCAAUAUGUAUUAAAUUAAAUGGAAAUGUGUGGACUUGUUCAUGUGACCUUCUUAGUUUACAACAUUGGCUGAAUAGUUCUACUUUGAUAACGGGUAGGUCAAUAUAUAUUUAGUCUUGAUUAUUUUUCCAUUUCUAAAAGUAAUUUUAGAAUUGCUUUCUGAAAUUCCUAAUUUGGGAGUCAAAAACUGUAAAAGAAAACUGUAUAUUGGAAACAGUCUAAGAGACUUGGCUUAUAUACAACAUUAAUGUGAUUUCCAAACUGGAUUGUGAAAUUAGUUUGUAUAACUGAGUUUGUUUGUUUUUAUCAUGAACUAAUUUAUGCACAAUGCUAGUAUCCUUGAAAGUGAAACUAAAUAUUAGCAAGGUUCUUUAUCUAAUACUGCAGGACCUGAUUUGGGCUCAUUCCAAUCAUUUAUGAAGCAUUUAGGCAUGGUUUAAUACACUUGUUAAUAUCCCCAUAUGAAACUAAAUAUAGUCCUCAUAUUUUAAAGUACUCAAAAUAGCAAUUUCAAAAGUUAUCUGUUUAGCCAAGUGAGUUAGAAAAAAGGUUUGCAAUGUGAACCAGAAAUGUAUUUAGAAUAAUGUAUUUCAGUAAAAUAACUUUUUAUACUACAACUAAGGCUAUCUACCAGAUCUGAGCUGGAAAAAAAUCAAGGGGACCACUAGAUGAUAGCAUACCGAGAACUUCAACUGCUGUCAUCUAGUAGUUGUUCAGUUUUCCAACACAGAUCUAAUAAUCCUACAUUUAGGUAUCUGC
Molecule: messenger RNA, 3586 nt
Organism: Ahaetulla prasina
Lineage: Eukaryota; Metazoa; Chordata; Lepidosauria; Squamata; Colubridae
Gene: LRRC19
Product: leucine rich repeat containing 19
Exons: 2
Coding region: 2327-2941 (204 amino acids)
Biological process (GO): interleukin-8 production; positive regulation of non-canonical NF-kappaB signal transduction
Cellular component (GO): plasma membrane
Molecular function (GO): signaling receptor activity; protein binding
Source: RefSeq, a predicted model, not a curated record